AUGCCGCCCAAGAGGAAAGCCGCAGAGCAGUCUUCCGCGACAGCGAAGCCUGCCAAGAAGCCGAAGGUCGCGACCAAGGAAGUUGCUGCCAAGCCAACCAAGUCCUCGGCUAAAAAGCCUUCGGCCAAGUCCGUCGCCGCGCCUAAAGCCAACGCUGUACCGGCGGCCAAAGCCGUGCCAGCGACUAUUCCUGCUGCAGCGCCCAUUGCCAAAGCAGUCGCUCUCAAGGACGUCGCGGUUGCGUCUACCAAGGCGUCUGUCAAGCCAGUAUACGCCGGCAAGUUCGACUGGUUCUCGACCCGCAUCUCUGUUCUGCACAGCGAGUUCCUACCCGCUGGCGCGCGCAAACCCCGCUAUCCCGAGCUAUACGCCGCGAUCCUCGAGUUUCAAGCCAAGCCGAAGUACACCGGUCGCCUCGCUCUUGCGGCAUCCGGCGCGACUGGCGCGUACGACUGUCGUGAGAUUGAGAACCCCAUGAGUGGAGAACCUCCCGAUGACCCCAUCUACGUCUAUAACGGGGAGCAGUCGGAUGUCAGUCUCAGUGGAAAAGAGAUGCCUGAGGGCCAAGAGGGCGCUGCUGGCAACUUCAAGCACGGCUUCCAAUGCGAUCUCGAGAUGGACGUCGGCGCUUCGGGCGGGUGUAGCGUGGGUAUGAUCUCCAAGAUCAAAGGAGAUUUCAAGAUGCACCGCGUUUGGUGUGAGGGUGACAAGGAGCUCUUCGAGGGAUACAUGAGGGUCACUGUUACGCAUGGCGCGACGCUGCGUCGUAAAGGUCACCCUGCGAGUGCAAACUUGGCCUCACCGAUAUGGGCGGUUCGUGCGCGUCGCAAUGAGAAGGGUGAGGAGAUAGGUAUAGAUGAAGGUGAUGGCUCGUUCGUGGGCAGCGGUGGCGGCGGGUCGAACAACUUCGAUUUUGACUUCGACGAUGACGAGGAUGAGUUUGACGACGACUACGGCUACUAUUAA
Molecule: messenger RNA, 966 nt
Organism: Peniophora sp. CBMAI 1063
Lineage: Eukaryota; Fungi; Basidiomycota; Agaricomycetes; Russulales; Peniophoraceae
Source: the annotation of a GenBank genome assembly